Messenger RNA from Xenopus laevis (African clawed frog), 23446 nucleotides. RefSeq names its product dystonin (gene dst.S). Bases 440 to 22768 code for a protein of 7442 amino acids. The transcript has 102 exons. The record is from RefSeq and is a predicted model, not a curated record. Lineage: Eukaryota; Metazoa; Chordata; Amphibia; Anura; Pipidae.
UGCAGCAUCUCAUGUGUAUAUAAAGCCCUUAGGGAGCUGCCAGCCAGUUCCUGCUAUUCUCAUCCCUUGUCUGCACUAUAUGGACCGGAUAGACGUGGCUGUGUAAGUAGCCUGUUCGCUAAGGGUUAACUUCUCGGAAGUAAAGGAAAAAACAACAAAGGAAGCAGCCCUCCUCCCUCUCCGUUUCCCCCACUUAGAAAAGCAGAUGUAUUAAUUAGUCUGUCGCAGGAGCCUGCAGGUAUCGAGCUGGCCAGUAGAUGGCGCCAGAUGCUACACUUUUCCAGCAGUAGGCUUGGCUGCAGCGGUAGCUGUAUUGCUGGGCCGGUCACUGGUGAGAUCCUUGGAUUGUUGGAAUCAUUCAUUUCCUGUUGCCUGUCCUCAUAGGAAAAGAAAGGCAAAUGAUUUCUUAGCAAUGAAGUGAGCCGCUGAAUGUCACACCAUGAGCUCGGGUACGGCUUCCUAUCGCUGCUCCAUGUCUUCCUCGGCUGAUUUCUCCGAUGAUGACGAUUUCAGCCAAAAAUCUGGCUCAGCUUCCCCUGCUCCCGGGGACACCCUGCCCUGGAACCUACCGAGACACGAGAGGUGCAAGAGGAAGAGCUCGGGGGCAGCAGUGCUGGAUCCAGCGGAGAGGGCGGUACUCAGGAUAGCUGAUGAGAGAGAUAAAGUACAGAAAAAGACAUUUACAAAAUGGAUUAAUCAGCACCUUAUGAAGGUACGCAAACAUGUUAAUGAUCUGUAUGAAGAUUUGCGGGAUGGACACAAUUUAAUCUCUCUUGUGGAAGUUCUAUCAGGAGACACCCUGCCAAGGGAACGGGAUUUUUUGAAGACCUUACGGUUGGUGAGUUCAUCAGAAGCAUGCGAGUAUGAUCAGCAUGAGGAUGUGGAGGAUGAGGAUAAGGGGCCUCGGGAGAAAGGCAGGAUGCGCUUUCAUAGACUACAGAAUGUACAAAUUGCACUCGACUAUUUGAAAAAACGACAGGUGAAACUAGUAAAUAUAAGAAAUGAUGAUAUAACUGAUGGAAAUCCCAAAUUGACUUUGGGCUUAAUAUGGACCAUCAUUCUGCACUUUCAAAUAUCUGAUAUUCAUGUUACUGGAGAGUCAGAGGAUAUGUCUGCCAAAGAGAAACUACUUCUUUGGUCUCGGCAGACAACAGAAGGCUAUGGAGGAAUACGCUGUGAAAAUUUUACCACCUGCUGGCGAGACGGAAGACUAUUUAAUGCCAUCAUUCAUAAAUACAGGCCGGACCUGAUUGACUUGGAUACCGUUGUUGCUCAAAGCAACAUUACAAAUUUAGAAAAUGCAUUUUAUGUAGCUGAAAAAUUGGGCGUUACUAGACUUCUUGAUCCUGAAGAUGUUGAUGUCUCAUCCCCUGAUGAAAAGUCUGUAAUAACAUAUGUGGCAUCAAUGUAUGAUGUAUUCCCCAAAACACCGGAUGGAGGGGAGGGAAUCAGUGCAAAUGAUGUUGAAGUGAAGUGGAUAGAAUACCAGAAUAUGGUGAACUACCUCAUCCAGUGGAUCAGGCACCAUGUUGUGUUAAUGUCUGAAAGGACGUUCCCGAAUACUGUUGUAGAACUAAAGGCACUUUAUCAACAAUAUUUACAGUUCAAAGAAAAAGAAAUUCCACCCCAGGAGACUGAAAAGUCUAAAAUCAAGCACCUUUACACAUUUCUUGAGCCAUGGAUUCAGUUUGGGCGCAUCAAGCUGGACCAAGGAUUUCAUCCGAAUGAUAUAGAAAAAGAGUGGGGAAAACUAAUUAUCGCCAUGUUUGAAAGAGAAAAGGCAAUAAGGCCUGAAAUCGAAAGGCUGGAAAUGCUGCAGCAAUUAGCAACCCGAGUGCAGAGGGAUAGCUUGGGAUGUGAAGACAAACUAAUCCUGGCACGCAGUGCUCUCCAGGCUGAUGCCAAACGGAUGGAAUCUGGGAUCCAGUUACAGAAUGAAGCUGAGAUUACCGGGUACCUGAUUGAAUGUGAGAACCUUCUCCGGCAGCAGCUUGUUGAUGUCCAGAGUCUUGUGGAUGGAAAAUAUUACCAAGCUGAUCCAUUGGUGCAGAGGGUUGCCUCAUUGCGAGAUGAGUUACUGGCCUUAAGAAAUGAAUUCACUUCACUCUACAGCAAAGGACGUAUGUUUACAAACGAUCAGGCAAAACUUAUGAUAUCAGGAAUAUCACAAAGCCUCAGCUCAGGAUGUUCACAGAAUUUAAACCCUGUAAUGAACUCAAAUAUGUCGCACAGUAUGACCCCUUGCCUGACACCAACGAGUUUCACACCGGGUAUGUCCCAUGGCUUUAAUUCUCACUUAUCUGCUGCUAUGACACCUCCAUUUUCACCCAACUAUAACUCGGGAUUGAUCCAGAACUAUGCAACAGGAAUAAACACAAAUGCAUUACAGUCACUAAAACACAUGCAGAUAAAGAAACCCUUACAGAAGUCCUCUCUUGCUGAUCAGAAUUUACCUGAAGAAGAAGUGAACUCAAAAUUUGUUCAAGACCUUUUAUCAUGGAUCAAAGAAAUGCAGGUGCAACUUGAUCGGGCAGAUUGGGGCUCUGACCUGUCCAGCAUUGAAGGACAUUUAGAAAACCACAAAAAAUUCCAUAGUGCCAUAGAGGAAUUUGAGUCCAGUCUUAAGGAAGCAAAAAUAAUUGAGCUUCAACUAACGGGAAUUUACAAGGCCAAUUAUGCUGAAUCUUUAUACACACUUGAGAGUCAGUACUCCAAACUUUUGAAUUCAUCAAGAAACCGACAAAAACAUUUAGACUCACUUCACAGUUUUGUGGCUCGAGCCACAAGGGAGCUCAUUUGGCUUAACGAGAAGGAAGAGGAAGAUGUAGCUUAUGACUGGAGCGAAAGAAAUCAGAAUAUACCUGCCAAAAAGGACUAUCAUGGGGAAUUAAUGAGAGAACUCGAUCAGAAAGAAGAAAUCAUCAGAUCAGUACAGAACAUUGCAGAGCAGAUGCUUCUUCAAAACCAUCCUGCAAGAUCAACAAUUGAAGCUUAUAGAGCUGCUAUGCAAACUCAGUGGAAUUGGAUCCUACAGCUUUGUCACUGCGUGGAACAACAUAUACGACAGAACUCUGCCUACUUUGAGUAUUUUAAUGAAGCCAAAGAUGCAGCUGAAUAUCUAAAGAUUUUAAAGGAUGCAAUACUAAGAAAAUACAGCUGUGAUAAAUCAACCAGUCUGCAUAAACUUGAAGAUUUGCUCCAGGAAUCAAUGGAGGAAAAGGAACAGCUUUUACAAUAUAAGAGCACCAUUGCCAGUCUUGUUGGAAGAGCAAAGACAAUUAUUCAGCUGAAACCACGGAAUCCAGACAAUCCACUUAAAGCAUCCAUACCAAUCCGAGCUAUCUGUGAUUACAAGCAAAUUGAGAUCACUAUUUACAAAGAUGAUGAAUGCAUAUUAGGAAGCAACUCACACCGUGCUAAAUGGAAAGUGAUCAGCCCCACUGGUAAUGAAGCCAUGGUGCCUUCUGUGUGCUUCACAGUGCCACCCCCAAAUAAAGAGGCAAUUGAUUCAGCAAACAGGAUUGAGCAAAUGUAUCAGAGCGCCCUGACACUCUGGCAUGAAUCUCAUAUAAACAUAAAAAGCACUGUAUCCUGGCAUUACCUUAUGAAUGAGAUUGAAGGCAUCCGGGCCAGCAAAGUCUCCACAAUUAAAACCUUGUUGCAAGGUGAGCAUCAGCAAGUGUUAAGCAAUCUGAAGUCCCGCUUUGAUGAAUUCUUAGAAAACAGUCAGGAAUCCAAGAUUUUUUCUGGGUCUGACAUUGCACAACUUGAAAGAGAAGUCAAUGUUUGCAAGUUAUACUAUGAAGAGCUUCUAAAGUCUGCAGAAAGAGAAGAACAAGAAGAAUCUAUUUAUAAUCUGUAUGUAUCCGAGAUCCGAAAUUUCCGCCUAAGGAUGGAAAAUUGUGAAGAGCGACUAAUCAGACAGAUCAGAACACCUUUAGACAGGGAUGAUCUUCAUGAAAGUGUGUUAAGGAUUUCUGAGCAGGAGAAAUUAAAGACGGAUUUAGAUCGCCUUAAAUCUGAUUUAUCAACAAUAUCUGAGAAAUGUGAAGAAUUCUUCAGUCAAGCUACUACCUCACCCUCUAUAGAGGCGCUACGCACUGAGCUGAAUAUUGUUAUCCAGAAUAUGAACCAAGUGUACUCUAUGUCUUCCAUUUACCUGGAAAAGUUAAAAACGAUAAAUUUGGUGCUAAAGAACACACAAGGAGCAGAAACUCUUGUAAAGCUCUAUGAGACCAGACUGUGUGAAGAAGAUGCAGUGACUGCUGACAGAAAUGGAAUUGACAAACAUGAGGCAACCUUAAAACUGUGGCGAUCAGAGGUUGAUGAAAAACUGGAGGUUUUUCACGCGUUAGAAGAUGAGCUGCAGAAAGCCAAAAAUAUCAGUGAUCAAAUGUUUAAAGUUCACAAGGAGCGAGACCUAGACUUUGACUGGCACAAGGAAAAAGCAGAUCAGCUUGCAGAAAGAUGGCAGAACAUUCAUUCUCAGAUUGAAAACAGAUUACGUGAUCUGGAUGGCAUAAGUAAGUCUUUGAAAUACUACAAAGAAUCAUAUGGGGCACUUGACUCGUGGAUCAGUCAGAUAGAAGAAACACAAAGUAUUCUUCAGGAAAACCUGCCUGAAAACAGCAAGGCUCUGGUAAAGCAAUUGAAUCAGCAGAAGAUGCUGAAUUCAGAAAUUGAAGUGAAACAAAGUAAAAUGGAUGAAUGCCAGAAAUAUUCUGAGCAAUUUUCUUCUGCAAUUAAGGAUUACGAAUUGCAGUUAAUGACAUACAGAGCUAUGGUGGACACUCAUCAAAAGUCACCCAUGAAGCGCAGAAGGAUUCAGAGUUCUUCAGAUGCAAUUGUACAAGAGUUCAUGGCUUUAAAGACCCGUUACACUGCCUUAAUUACCUUAAUCACACAACUGGUUAAAUUUUCUGGUGAGACCUUAAAGAGGAUGGAGGAAGAAGAGAAGUCUUUGGAAGAGGAAAAGAAAGAGCAUGUAAAGAAAGCAGGGGAAAUACUGAAUUGGGUGUCUAAGGUCACACAAACGUUGAGCAAAGAAGGAGGACAAGACAGUUCAGAAAAGACACCCAUAUCUAAGUCUCAGAUAUCCAGUGAUGAAAUAGUAAUGAAGCAGGAAGAAAUUUCUGAUGCUCAACAAACUUUGCAAUUGCUUUUAGCCAAGCACAGUGAAAGAUUGACAGAUGUGGAGAGAGAAGAAAUUGAAAAUCAAGUUAAGGAAUUAGAAGAAAGCCAAAGUAUCUUAUCGAAAGAGUAUGAAAGGCAACAGAAGGAAGCAAAGGAUUUGGUAGAUAGACUUGUGGAACAGAAGGUGGAUAAGGUUGUGUCAGGCACCAUUGAUGAGACAACUGGAACAGUUUAUUCCGUGUACCAGUCUAUAGUACAAGGUCUUGUUGAUUAUGAAACUGGAAUGCGGCUGCUUGAGAUGCAGUUAAUUGUUUCAGGGCUGGUUUCACCAGAAUUAAAAAUAUGUUUUGAUAUUGAAGAAGCUAAGAAUCAUGCACUUAUUGAUGAGCAAAUUGCUAAACGACUUCAAAACUUAUCAGAUGCUAAAAAUAUUACUUCAUCUCUCUCUUCAGUUGACUUUCCAAUAAUAGGUGCUUUUGAUAAGGGAUUAAUUACAGAGUCUGUUGCAAUUAAAAUGAUAGACAUUUUGCUGUCAUGUGGGUGUCUCUAUGUAUCUGGUGUUGGUGAGCACAUUAACUUGAACAAACUUUUCCAGAGAGACCUGAUUUCAGCAAUCUUAUUUUCAAAACUUAUUGACAGGCAAAAAACAGGAAAAGACCUUAUUGAUCCAAUAACAGCAGAAAAGGUACAUGUGACAGAGAUGAUCCAGCGAUGUGUCACAAAUAAACAAACAGGAAUGAAAUUUCUACCAGUUAAUGCACAUGAUAAAGGCAAAAUUACAUUAAAAUCUGGACGGAAAGUUAGCAUUUUAAGGGCAGCACAUGAAGGCAUUCUGGAGCGUGAAAUAAUGUUUAGAAUGCUUGGAGCACAGAUAUUUUCAGGGGGUAUUAUUGAUCCAGACUCUGGAAGAAGAUUGACACUUGAAGAAUCAAUAGAGAAAGGAUUAAUUGAUCAGGGAGCAGUUUGUGGAAUAUUAACACAGCAAGUUCAGAAUGGGGGAAUUGUUUGCCCAACUACAGGAAAAUACUUAACUGUAGAUGAAGCAGUUCAGUGUGACUUGAUAUCUUACAGCAGUGCUUUGUUGGUCCUGGAAGCACAAAGAGGGUUUAUCGGUCUCAUUUGGCCAGACACCAGUGAAAUUUUCCCGAUUUCAACAUCUUUACAACAAGGAAUGAUUUCUAAUGAGUUAGCAGAGAAAAUUCUAAGGAACAGGCAAAAGAUUGCUGGCUUAUAUAUUCCAGAAACAUCUGAAAUUAUUCACCUGGAUGUAGCUGCCGAGUUAGGUAUUAUAGAGAAUAACACAGCAACUGUCCUAAGUAACGUUCAGUUACAUGAUAAAAUGCCAAACAUAGAUGUACUAGAACCAACAUGUAAACAUGCAUUAAAAUGGAUGUCUUCUUAUGAGUCACAUACUUUUCCAGAGGAGGAAUUUUCUGAAAAAAAAAGUUCUGAAACAGAAGAACCAUUAACACAUAAUCCAGAACACACAAAGCAGUUAUUCUACUCAUACCUAAUGAUAAACAGUUACAUUGAUGCAAAUACAGGGGAACGGCUUCUGCUAUUUGAUGGUGAUCUUGAUGAGGCUGCCAGCAUGCUGCUUGAGUCUGAGCAUAUAGUUCUCACUACCAGCAUGGGUGAAGAACAAAACUUUGACUCUAAAUAUGAUGAAUUCAGUUCGCAUUUAGUACCUGGCCUAGGUAUCAAUGAUACAGGAUUAGACUGUUUAGCCAGUUUAGUGACAAAGGAACCCAAUAAUGCCUCCUGUGAAGAAAACAUUCCAGUUACAACUGUUGCAGACCUUGAUGAAAACGCAUCCCAGAGGCAACUAAAUACCUCUCUGAACUGUUAUCAAGAUAGUAAUGACAUAUGCACAGAACAGCAUAAAUCUUAUUUGGGGAAUAUAGAAAACACUGGUGUCUGUGGUCAAGAAAUAGAAGCUGAAGGAGAGCAUGUUCAAUGCCAAGAAUUACAGUUUGUUGAAGAUAAACAGAAACAUGAUGAAUGGCAAGGGCUUACAACUUUUCAAUUUAGUAACCCUUCUAAUGUGCUAAAGCCUUUGGAAUCAAGUAAAGGAGGCUUAAUGCAUUCUCAUAUUGAGGGAAACAGUCUGGCCAAUUCUGAGGUGCAGCACAAUAGAGAAAAUUACAGUUUAGAGCCUCUAGAACCACAUGAUUCAAUGUCAGGGAAAAGUUCAUAUGAAGAAACUAUUACAGCAUUAAAUGUCUUGACUGGUGAACAACAGAUAGUUACAAAAGACACAAUUCCCUUAUGCAACAGUGAAUCCUUAACUGAUGAAAAAGAGAUUCAGGUUAAUUCUGUAGGUAAUAUUUCUUCUGAUAAUGAAGGUAUGACUAUAGAAUCUAAUUUGAGUGAUAGCAAUUGUCAGAUAGACUAUGACAUAGGCAAUGAAACACCAGAUAAUAAGCUUAGUUACAGCGAUGGCUAUCUCACUCCAACCAAUAGUGCACAUGAUCUUUCUACACUUAACACAGCAGAGUUCAGCUCUAACUCAGUGAAUGCAGAAAUAUGCACACUUAAUAUCAAUGCUAAUUUAACUCGUACAAGCAGUUAUGACAACUAUGAAUGCUACAGUCCUGAAGAAGCCUUGAAACACUCGUGUGAACCUUUGCAAACUCACAGUGAUAAUGAUACAUCAGAUCUUGAAGAAGAGGGGAGUGAUGAUGAAGUUGAUUUCAUUUUUCAGUACGACUUAAUUAGCAACAAAAUGCAAGCUUCUGCUGGAAAGAUUGCAGAGGACAGAGAUCUUACCGAUUCCAGUUCAGAUGAUGAUACAUUUUAUUAUAAUGAAAAUGAUAUUGAGAAGGCAGUCGUAGCACGUGAUAAUCAGUUUCUAGAAACUAUUAUUGAAGAGGAUUUGGAAAGCAUCACCUCAGAAGAAUGGACCUCACCUGUAACUGACAGUGUGGAAAUUAUGCCAGAAGAUGCUGCUUCAGUUAACUUAGUGGAAGACAGGGGGAAAGGUAAUGAACAUAAAGAUGAUGAAACUGAGGCAGAAAACAAGGCAAACAACGUUGAAAAUGGUUCUCAUUACUUAAUAAAUAAGGAAAAGGAAGAUGAAUUUACUGAAAGCUGCUUUAGUGAAACUGAUAUUGAGUGUUUUGUUACCGAUGAAACCAACAGUGAUGAAGACUAUGCGACUAAAUUAUCUUCAAAUGACCAAAGUAUUACUAAUAACAGAAGUAUAUUUGAUCCAAGCCAAAAAGGUGAAAAAAGUCUGAGCAACUCGCCUAAUAUAAUUUGUACAUCACCUCAAGAAAAUAAUUGUGAAAAUGCUGAAUCUGUUUCUCUUAGAUCAUGUACAAAUGUAUGUAGUACUGAACUGGAUGAUGAAGAUAAAAGGGAAAGGAAGUGCUCAACCAGUAACACUCCUGACCCUGUGUUAAGGACUUAUCCUUCCUUUGAAACAGCUUUAGAGAGUGGCAUUGAAAUGCAAAAAAAUUGUGAAAGACUACAAACAGGUGAAGAUUUUAACCCAGAUUAUAAUGGAUGCCUGUCUUCAAACAGUAUUAUUGAUGACAUAAACAGUUUUUCUUUUAUUCCUGAGGUGAACACCAAAGUGUCAGAAUUAUGUAAGUCAAUGAACUUGGAGUUAAAGACUGGGGAAAUGAAUGUUCCUUCUGCUAUACCAUAUACAAACAGAUCAUUAUGUGAACCAUCUGAACACCCUAAUAAUACAGAAAUAAAAAGCACAAGUGCUUCUGCUCCUAAUUUAGAUGACUGUUUACAAACAGAUUAUAAAACAACAUUAUUCACAACUAAUGAAAAUGGAGAGGAAAUUAUUCCGUUGCCAGAAAAGCAACAAAAUAGGUAUUGUACUUCAAACCCUAGUCCCAUUCACAUUGAAAACUUGAGUACAAUUUUUGAUUCUUCACUCCAUAUAGCCGACAAUGAUGUUUUUGGGUCAAAUGUAUUGACAGAUGUUUCACAAACCUUGAAAACCACCAGUAUCAAAGAUGCAGAUGCUAAGUCUGAGGACAAAAACAGAGAUUUGGCAAGUUACCUUAAGGGAUGUGCAAGUAUUCUUCAGACAAACCAAGAAACUGGAGGUACUCCAUGUUCUGAUGCAGAUGUGAUUUUGGAUGAUAAUAAACUAGAUUCCACAACUGAUACAAUUAAUUCAGGUGUGCCUGAAUUUUCAGUUAUGGCAAGAACUAACCUGGAAGUAAACAAGGAACUCGGUGGUGAACAAGUUUGUAAUUAUACAGAGACUGGUGCUAAAGACAGAAAUAUUGAACAGGAUAGUUGUGAUAAAGAAAAUGCAGUUAUGAGAGAAAGCAGAGAAUUUACAGAUAAUUCAGGUUUGUCUGACAAUGUAAAGGAGUCUUUAGUUGAGAGUAUGUUAAAAGAAAUGAAAAGGCAUUCUGCAGAUGAAACACAAGGGAAUAAUUCUACAGCGUGUGUUCGUUUCUUGCAAGAAGAGAAAAUAUUACAGUCAGAACCAGAUUAUCCUGACAGUGAUUUGAAUGAUGUCAGUUCUACCACAGAGGCAAAGAAUAAUAGCCAUGCCAUACUUGGCUUGUCAGAUGAAUUUUCUGUUAUUGAGCUUGAUGAAAAUCGACUAUGUCCUAAUCAACAAGAAGAAAAGCUUGUAGCUGACAAUCACGUUGCAAACACAGAUUCAGUACUAGUGCCAGAAUCAAACCAUCCUAAAUUAAUCUCUUCUCAAUUGGAGCAAAUAUUUUAUGUACCCCCAGAUUCCGAAAAUAAGAACAAAAUUGAAGAACUGCUUAUUAAUAUAAACAAAGGACUUUUCCCAAGUGAAAUGGUGAGUUAUUCUUCAAAAUCACAUAGCUCUGAGAUGCUUGACAAUAACUCAUCUGUGAAUAAUGCCAGACAAAGUGAUAAAUUUGCUCAGGCAGAAUGUGCACUAAAAUAUAAAUAUUCUGCGGAAAGCCCAGAUACACUGCCUCCUAACUCUGAUCAAAAGACUGAUGACCAAAAAACACAACCCAAUGUUAAAGAUGUGUCUACAACGGUUAAAGCAGAAGGAUGCCUUUCAUCAGAUAUGGUGUCCGUGACAUUGAGUCAAUGCUCCCAGAAACUAUGCGAACACCUUACUGUUAUCCAGGAUUUAAAAUUUCACUUAGACAGCCUGCCGGCCAUCAGUGACAAUUUGGAAACUUUAAAAAUACAACUUGAACAGACAGAGUCAUUUGCAUCAAGGCUGAAUGAACUUUCUGCUGAUAUGAAAAAGGAUCUGGAGGCCACAGAGACUUUCUUUAUGUCCGUGCCUGGUGACCUUGCAACCGAAAAUUUGAGGGAAUUAAAUGACUGCUUGGCAAAAGCCAUUGCUGUAGUUUGUGAAAUGUCUUCCGGUCGUGCUAAUCAGAUUACUUCCACUGUUGACACUGAAAUGUCUAAGUUAACAGUUUCAUACCAGGAGCUCCUAAACAGACUGCAGUAUCUGUCAAAUUGGAUUCAAGAGAACCACAAUGCUGUGGAUGUUUCUGUCAACAGUAAUGACAUGGAGACUGUGAAGCAAAGUCUUACAUUUCUUAAGGAACUGGACACACAUGUAUCUGAAAAAAAGAUGGAGUUGGAAACAACAGCAUUUGAUAUUCAGUUUUUUAUAUCAGAACAUGCUCAGGAUCUUUCUGCCAUUCAAAGUAAACAGCUGUUAAGACUGCUAAACACAACACAGAGGAGUUUUCAGGAAGCUCAUAAAAAGAUUGCAUCACAGAUCGAGUCUUUAAAAAGUGCACUGGUGGCUGCACAAGACCUUAGUGACCAGAAGGAUGCAGAAGUACAGUUACAAGAACACAAAGAAAAACUACAGGAAAUCUGUCAUCUACUCACACAGACAGAAAACCGACUGAUUGGCCAACAAGAUACCUUCUCUGCGCAUGACAGUCCUGCUGACUUAAAGCUUCAUCAAAAUGAAAACCAGGAGCUGCAGAAGGAUAUGCAUGCUGGGUCCAGUGAAUUAGCAGAGAUUGUAAAAAACACAGAGAAAUUUCUACAGGAAUACGGGGAUAAACUUUUACCAGAGGACAGAGCUGUCAUUGAGCAAAAAUUAAAGGAGGCAAAAAGCAAGUUUGAUCUUCUCAGCAAAAGAGCAGAAGAAUCCAAGGAGCAACUGGAUAAAGCACUUACUUCUGCAAUUAAAAAAGAAACUGAAAAGUCUGCUGCUGUAGAACAGUUAGAAGAAAGCAAAAACAAAAUUGAAAGUCUUUUGGAUUGGCUGUCAUGUGUGGACAAAGAAGCAGUGAAUGGCAACAAUGUGCGACAAAUCAAUGUAAAACAAAAUGGAACACACCAUCAAGACCAGGACUCUUUGCUUGAUGGAGUAGAAGAGGUCAAUGGGAAUCUAAUACACACAGAUGGGGAAGAGGAAACUGUAAAUAUUCACAAACAGGAUAAAGAAGAUUUAAGCAACCAAUAUCAAAGAGCAAAGGCACAACAUGACAAACUUGUCGCACAGCAUCAGUCUGUUAUUAUAGCUACGCAGUCUGCCCAAGCAUUACUUAAGAAACAGGGAGGGCAUCUGUCAACAGAAGAGAAAGCAAAGUUGCAAAAAGAUAUUGCAGACUUAAAAGCCCAGUAUGAGACAGCACUUUGUGACUCUGAACAAAAGAUGAAGUUUAUACUAAACUUACAAGGAGAGUUAGAAAAAUUUUCUACAGACUGCAGUGAAUUUGAAAACUGGCUUCAUGAGUCCCAGGGUGAACUGGAAGAACUGGAAUCUGGGCCUGCAGAUUUUGCAGCAAUCAAUAUCAAAUUUCAGAAGCAGAAAAACUUCUCAGAAGAUGUGAUCUCUCACAAAGGGGACUUACGUUACAUCACUAUAUCAGGACAGAGGGUUUUGGAUGCCGCAAAAUCUUGCAACAAAGAUGAAGACAACAACAAUGUUAACACUCUGGAAACAUGCAAGAUAGUACAGGAAAGACUGGAUACAGCUUCAGAGAAAUUCAAGUCCUUGCACUCUAAGUGCAAUGUUCUUGGAAACAACUUAAAGGAUUUAUCUGACAAAUGCCAGCAUUACAAGGAUGCCUCAUCCUCCCUACUAAAAAAACUGGAGAUAUCGGAAUCUGUUGUAAACAAAACACUUUUGGAGCCUAUUGCCUCCGAUACCAAAAAUGUGCAAAGACAGCUUGAAGAAACAAAGGUGUUGUGCGAACAGGUAUCUGCUCACCAGCCUGAUGUUGAAAAACUCAAGAAAGCAGCUGAUGCACUUAUGGAUUCCAAAGGAGGCCUUUCACUAAACAAAGAUGAAAUCCAAAAGCCCCUCGAUGAUAUAGUGGGAAGAUACAACACUCUAUCUCAGUCUGUAAAUGACUGGAAUGAAAAUCUACAGGUUACCUUGACCCGCUCACUUAGUGUUCAGGAUGGUUUGAAUGAAAUGCUGGACUGGAUGGAUGGGGUGGAAAGAGAUUUAAAAGGCCAACAUCAAGUCCCACUGAAUUCUUCCUCUAUCCAGGAAAUCAUUACAAAAAAUAAUAUUCUAGAACAAGAUAUUUCCAACCGCCAGAGCAGUAUUAACACCAUAAACGACAAAGUCCAAAAAUUCAUGGAAACAGCAGACCCAUCAACAGCAUCUUCUUUACAAGGAAACAUGAAUGAACUGUUUCACCGUUUUUCCAAAGCUGGUGAACUUGCCAAAGAGCGCACUGCACAGAUGGAAGACCUAAAGACAAAGGUUGAGACGUUUGAGAAACUAUCAGAUAAAGUUAAUUCAUUUCUGGAUCAAAAGCUUCAGUCUCUUACAGAGACAGGUGGUCAUGGAAAAGAUGUGACAGAGCUUUCUCAGUACAUGCAGGAAGCAAGCUGUGAGCUAGCAGACCACAAGACAAACUUGGAAGACUUGCAGAAGCUUGUUGAAGAGAUGUGUGUUUAUGGUAUUCCUGGAGACAAGGCACUUGCUUUGGAAAAAGUUAAAACAAUGCUGAAAAGGUUUAAUGAUCUUGAAGAAACUGUUAAGGCAAAGAAAGAAGAUGUGUCUUCUUGCCAAGAUGAAAUGGAUGCUUUUAAGUCUUUAGUUCAGUCUUUAAAGAAAUGGUGUGCAUCAAUAACUGAGGAAAUACCUACUGCUUCAACAACAUCAAGUGUAGAAGAAUUAGCUAAAGAUUUGAAAAAGAGCAAGAGUUUGCAAGAGGAGUGGUCCCAGAAAGGCCCAGAGGUACAGAAAGUUAAUAACAAAGGGUCAGUUCUUUGUAACUUAAUCAGCACCAUGACUUCGCCUGCAAAAGUCAGAGCAUCAGGCAGGGCCGUUAUAAACGGGACAGUGACAUCUGAUGCCAUGGAACAAGUAACUAAUAAAGAGCUAGUCAAUGUACAAAGGGAGAUAUCUGAUGUAAAUGAAGGUUAUCAGCACUUGGGAGGUUUGUUAAAAGAAAAAGUUUCUGAGUUGGAAAAGUGGCUUUCACAAAUGAAACAAGUGCAAGAGGAGACGGAUGCAUUAAUGAAAUGGCUUACCAAAAUGCAGGCCGAGACCGCAGAAUGGGAACAUCCCACAGACAGUGUUUCAGUGAAAGUCCAGAUAGAACAGCAUAUGCGAUUUGCUUCCAAAAUAAAGCAAAAGGAAAAACACGUGGACCUGCUAAAGGAAAAGUUGAAAGAUCUGCUGCUUGCAAACCCAGAUGCACCAGAGUCACCCAAGUGGAAAGAAAUGCUGGAUAAAAUAGAUUCUUUAUGGCAAGGCAUUAACAAGAUGGCAGCUGAAAGACAGCAAACUUUAGAGGAAUCUUCAAACGAUCUGACCCAGUUCCAGACAGCAGAGGUGCAGCUGAAUCAAUGGCUUACUGAGAAAGAACUCAUGGCCAGUGUACUUGGGCCACUCUCAAUUGAUCCAAAUAUGCUGAAAACUCAAAAACAGCAAGUUCAGUUCCUUCUGAAAGAAUUUGAUGCUCGAAAACAACAGUAUGAACAGUUUAGCUCUGCUGGGCAGAGGAUCCUUAACAGGCCCUGUGAGCUCCCUUCCAGUGAUGAAUUUGUGAAAGAACAGUUGGCAUCUGUAGCAUGUAAAUGGGAAAAUCUAACAGGACAACUGAGUGAUAGAUGUAAUCGCAUUGAACAGGCUAUUGUCAAAAGCACACAUUAUCAGAACAAUUUAAAGGGCCUUGCUGAGAAACUAAGUUCCAUGAGUAAAACAUUAAGCACCGAUAUGGUGGUUAGCUCCCAUCCUGACACUGUCAAACAAAAGCUCCAAACAGCAAAGCAGCUUCAGGAAGACUUGUCUAAGGAAAAGAAGUACAUAGAAGAGACCAAAGUCCUCUGCCAGGAACUUUCAGAUCUGGUGGCAGAGGAGUACAUGAUAGCAGAAUUAAAUAGGCAAAUGGAUACUGUUGAAAAGCCGUUUAUGGAGUUGGAAGAAAAAGCAGGUUAUCAUGUUGAUCAGCUGCAAAUUGCCUUUGCCAGCUCCCAGAAGUUUCAUCAGUUGUCUGAAGAUCUUCAGUCUUGGAUACAAACUAAAACAAAAGAGCAAAAUGAAGCAGAACCAAUUUCAGCCAAGCUUGAGAUCUUAGAGAUGUUAAUUGCAGAGCAGACAGAAGUACAAAAUACACUAAAGGGCCAGCUCAGCACCUAUGAGAAAAUGACUACGGAAGCUGAAAAUCUUCUACAGAAAACAAAAGGGAAUGAAAAAGCAAACUUACAGUCCCAACUUUCCAUGCUCAAAUGUAAUUGGGAAGCCAUUAACAAGCAGGUUUUGGAAAGGCAAAAUAAUUUGAUUGACUGUCAACAGAAGGCUACUAAAUACAGGGAGUUGGAAGACAUUAUUCAACCAUGGAUAUUGGAAUGUGAGCAUAAAUUGUCUGAAUUUAAAGUUUCUGUAGAUGUUGGUGCCAUUGAGAGUUUAGUUGGGCAAGUAAAAGUUCUGCAAAAGAAUGUUGAUAAGCAGAGGGGAAUGAUGGAGACCUUAAACAGUGCAGCAGAGAGCCUACUAAACUGCUGUCAGACAGAUGCAGAAGUCAUCAGAGAGCAAAACAAAAACAUGAACAGUCGGAUUGAGGAACUUAUUGACAAUUUGCAUAUUAAGAGGGACACACUGGAGAAAUUUGGGAUUGGUCUCAAGGAUUUCCAGGAAUCUGUUACAGACACAGAAAAGCAGCUGGCUGUAGCCGAGGAACAUUUAGACGCUCACAAUUCCCUUGGUCCACAAGGGUAUAGUAACAAACACCUUACAAUAAUGCAAGCUCAACAAAAAGUUCUUCAGAUCCUAGAACCUCAAAUAGACUUUGCCAGAAGUCUGGCACAUCAACUUGCGGUAGAUACCUCUGAUGCAGAAGGUGUUACUGAACUACUUCUUCAAGCAGAGUCACUUCAGCAAAAACAUCAUACUAUCCUUCAAGAAAUAGAAGAAAAAUGUUCCUUCUUAGAGACUAAACUGCAAGGAAUUGGACAUUUCCAAAACAACAUUCGAGAGAUGUUUUCUCAGUUCACUGAGUUAGAUGAUGAACUUGACAGUAUGGCUCCAGUGGGAAGGGAUCUUAAUAUACUGCAGGGUCAAAAACAGGACAUAAGCAAAUUUCUAAAGAAACUGAGGGAUUUAAUAACAACUAAUGAAAAUGCAAAUAAGACCUGUAAGAAAAUAUUGGCAACUGAGUCAUCACCCGAUCUUAUUGCCAUUAGAAGAGAUCUGGAAGCGUUAAAUAAACAGUGUAACAAAUUACUUGACAGAGCAAAAUCCAGAAAAGAGGAAACUGAGAAUACCAUAACUCGAACUGAGGAGUUUUCUAGCACACUAAAACAAUUUGUUGACCUACUUAAGGGCGUAGAGGAACAUGAAGAGUCCCAAGGUGCUGUUGGCAUGGAAACUGAUGUCAUUAACCACCAAUUGAACAUUUUUAUGGCUUUCCAAAAGGAAGAAAUUGAGCCUCUUCAAGCCCGCCUGCAGGAGGUGAAUUGGUUGGGUCAGGGCCUUGUCCAAAGCGCUGCUAAAAAUACCAGCACCGAGAGCUUGGAACAUGACCUGGAGGAAGUGAACAUGAGAUGGAAUACUCUGAAUAACAAGGUUGCUCAGAGGGCUGCUCAACUACAAGAAGCUCUUCUUCACUGUGGAAGGUUUCAGGAUGCUCUGGAAUCUCUUCUAAGCUGGCUCACAGAUACAGAGGAUCUGAUUGAAAGUCAGAAACCUCCAUCAGCAGAGUUUAAAGUGGUGAAAGCACAACUGCAAGAGCAAAAGUUACUUCAGAGACUUCUGAAUGACCGGAAACCUACUGUUGAUGUAAUAAAACGAGAAGGGGAAAAGAUUGCAAGUUCUGCUGACCAAGCAGAUAAAGAAAAGAUCUUGAAACAACUGAGUGCCUUAGAGCAUAGGUGGGACGAGCUACUGAAAAAAGCAGAGAUAAGAAAUUGCCAGUUGGAUGGUAUUUUAGUUGUAGCAGAGCAAUUUCGUGAUUCUUUAGAACCUUUAUCUGAAUGGCUCACAUCCACUGAGAAAAAGCUUGCAAUCUCAGAACCCAUCGGUACUCAGACAGCCAAACUUUUGCAGCAGAUUUCACAACAAAAGGCCUUAGAAGAUGACAUCACAGCUCACAAUAAAAGUUUACAUCAAUCCCUGAGCAUUGGGCAGGCAUUAAAAUCCUUAAGUUCAAGGGAAGAUAAAGAGAUGGUAAAGGAAAAAUUAGACACUUGCCAGACGCGAUAUUUGGAGAUCCAGGACAAAGGUAGCAGGAGGUGUGAACUACUGCAUCAGGCCUAUUGCAAUGCUCAGAUAUUUGGGGAUGAUGAGGUUGAACUGAUGAAUUGGCUGACAGAAGCUCACGACAAACUGAGCAAGCUCACAGUUCAAGAUUACAGCACUGAUGUGCUCACCAGACAACGCACUGAGCUGCUGCUUCUUCAGGAAGAUAUCAUGCUUAGAAAGCAGAAUGUUGACCAGGCCAUCCAGAAUGGAGUGGAGCUGCUAAAACAAACUACAGGUGAUGAAGUUGUAAUCAUUCAGGAAAAGUUAGAUGGCAUCAAAUUAAGAUAUGCAGAAAUCACAAAGUUAAGUUCAAAAGUGUCCAAAACAUUAGAUCAGGCUCUUCAUCUUGCAUCUCAGUUUCACUCAACUCACGAAGAACUUAGCAGGUGGUUGGACAAGGUGGAAGUAGAACUGAAAGAAUACGAAACACAGAACUGUACUCCGGAGGAGCUGAGCAUUGUACAGGAAAGGAAAAAGGAGCUGAAGCAAGAAACUAAGACCAGCAAGGCUCUGUUGGUCUCUCUGAAUGAUGUUAGCAGUGCUUUGCUGGAACUAGUGCCAUGGAGAGCAAGAGAAGGGCUUGACAGAAUGGUAACAGAGGAUAAUGAACGCUAUAGAUUAGUAAGCGACACUUUAACGCAAAUGGUAGAAGAGAUAGAUGCUGCCAGAGUGAGAGCUCAGCAGUUCGAGCAAGCUGUUAAUGCAGAGUAUUCAUGGACUGAAGAAGCAGAAAAUAAAUUAAGGUCAUUGGGUCACAUUCGACUUGAGCAAGACCAGACCACAGCUCAACUUCAAGUCCAGAAGGCAUUCACAAUGGAUAUAUUACGACAUAAAGAUUCAAUAGAUGAACUGAUUGUAUCAGCAGAUGACAUUAUGAAUGCACUUAAUGAAGAAGAGAAGAAGUCUAUAAAGAACAAACUUAAGAACCUGGUGAAGAAAUAUGACAAGACCUGCCAUCUGAACGCUGAAAGGAAUCUUCAGCUGGAGAGAGCUGUGUCACUGGUGAACCAGUUUUGGGAGACAUACGAAGAACUAUGGCCAUGGCUCAUAGAAACUGAGAAUGCCAUUUCUCAGCUUCCAGUUGCAGCCCUUGAUUAUGACACCCUGAAACAGCAGCAGGAAGAUAUUCGUCAACUUCGUGAACUAAUAUCAGAGCACAAACCUCACAUUGAUAAAAUGAACAAAACAGGUCCUCAGUUAUUGGAUCUUAGCCCUGAGGAGGGUUUUCUUAUUCAGGAAAAAUAUGUGUCAGCUGAUACGCUUUAUAGUGAAAUAAAAGAAGUUGUGAAGAAGCGAGCCAUUUACUUGGAUGAAGCCAUUUCUCAAUCAGCACAGUUCCAUGACAAAAUUGACCCAACUCUUGAAAGUCUACAACGCAUAGUUGAGCGCUUGAGGCAGCCCCCCUCCAUCUCUGCUGAGUGUGAAAAGAUUAAAGAACAGCUCAGUGAAAAUAAGAAUGUGUCUGUAGAGCUUGAAAAGCUUCAGCCUGUCUACGAAACUCUUAAAAAGCGUGGAGAGGAAAUGAUCGCACGCUCAGAAGGUGCCGAUAAAGAUAUUUCAGCCAAAGUUGUUCAAGAUAAACUCGACCUAAUGGUCUUUAUCUGGGAGGACAUCCAGGCUUUGACUGAGGAAAGAGAGGCCCAGUUACUGGAUGUUUUGGAAUUGGCAGAGAAGUUCUGGUGUGAUCACUAUGCAUUGAUAGCUACAUUUAAAGACACCCAGGAUUUAAUACGGGAGCUAGAUGGUCCUGGGGUUGACCCUUCUGUUGUAAAGCAACAACAAGAGACAACAGAGAUGAUAAAGGAAGAAAUCGAUGGGUUUCAGGACGAGCUGGAUGCAGUAAUUAGCCUUGGAUCUGAACUGAUAUCUGCUUGUGGGGAACCUGACAAACCGGUUGUUAAUAAAAACAUAGAUGAGCUAACUUCUGCGUGGGAUACUCUUAAUAAAACCUGGAAGGAACGUGUUGAAAAACUUGAUGAAGCUAUGCAAGCUGCAGUUCAGUAUCAAGAUGGCCUGCAGGCUCUGUACGACUGGGUGGAUAUUGCUACUUUGAAAGUAGAGUCUAUGCCACCAAUUGGAACAGAUUUGGAAACAGUAAAGCAACAAAUUGUGGAACUAAAGCAAUUCAAAGCAGAUACCUACCAGCAACAAAUAGAACUGGAAAGGCUCAACCAUCAGAAAGAACUCUUGCUGAAAAAGGUGACGGAUGUGAAUGAAAAGCAGGCCGUUGAGGAUCCCUUGUCAGAACUGAAACUCUUAUGGAAUUCUCUUGAAGAUAAAAUUAUCAACAGACAGCAUAAACUAGAGGGUGCUCUGUUAGCCCUGGGGCCAUUCCAACAUGCCCUUGAUGAGCUCACGACAUGGAUGACUCACACCGAAGGACUUUUAAAUGAACAGAAACAAGUUGGAGGAGAUCCUAAGGCUAUUGAAAUUGAACUUGCAAAACACCAUGUACUUCAAAAUGAUGUGCUAGCACAUAAGUCUACAGUCGAAACUGUACGGAAGGCAGGAAAUGACCUAAUUGAAUCAAGUGCAGGAGAGGAAGCAAGCAGUCUAAAUAGUAGGUUGGAAUCUUUGAAUCAGCGGUGGCAAAUAAUUCUGGAUAAAACAGAGCAGAGGAUGAAGCUGCUGGAUAGUGCCUUGUUUCAGGCUCAGGGUUUUCACAGUGAAAUUGAAGAUUUGCAUCAAUGGUUUACAGACAUAGAGCGCCAGCUCCUGGCUUCUAAACCUGUUGGAGGGUUGCCUGAAACCGCUCGAGAACAAUUUAAUACCCAUCUGGAACUUUGCUCUGUCUUUGAAGUUAAAGAAGAAAUUUACAAGAGACUAAUGCAGAGAAGUCAGAAAAUGAUGGAACGAUGCACUGAUGACCCAGAAGCAAAUAUAGACCACGAUAUUAUUAACCUCAAAGAGAAAUGGGAAUCUGUAGAUACAAAACUCAGUGAGAGAAAAGCAAAACUUGAUGAAGCACUUCAAGUGGCAACAGUAUUUCACAAUUCUCUACAAGAUUUUAUCAACUGGCUCACACAAGCAGAACAAAUUUUAACUAUGGCUUCCCCACCAAGUCUUAUUUUGGAUACUAUAUUGUUUCAGAUUGAUGAACAUAAGGUGUUUGUCACUGAAGUAGACUCAUACCGAGAUCAGAUUUUGGAGCUUGACAAGACUGGAACCCAUUUGAAAUAUUUUAGCCAAAAGCAGGAUGUUGUUAUAAUUAAAAAUCUCCUUAUCAGUGUACAAAGCCGUUGGGAAAAUGUCAUUCAGCGCUCAUUGGAAAGAGGGCGGACAUUGGAUGAUGCACAGAAGAGGGCCAAGCAGUUUCAUGAAGCAUUUGACAAACUUAUGGAAUGGCUUGAAGAAUCUGAGAAAUCCUUGGAUUCCGAGCUUGAAAUUGCUAAUGAUCCAGAUAAGAUCAAGACUCAAUUAGCAAUGCAUAAGGAAUUCCAGAAAACUCUAGGAGGCAAACAUACAGUAUAUGAUACAACCACUCGGAGUGGGCGGUCACUAAAGGAGAAAGCGACAUUGACAGAUGAUAUUCAGAAACUGGAUGAUAUGCUCAGUGAGAUAAGAGACAAAUGGGAUACAGUCUGUGGGAAAUCAAUUGAAAGACAAAACAAACUUGAAGAAGCAUUGCUGGUUUCUGGCCAGUUUACAGAUGCAUUGCAGGCCUUGAUUGACUGGCUUUAUAGAGUUGAGCCUCAGCUGGCUGAAGACCAGCCCGUUCAUGGUGAUAUCGACAUUGUGAUGAAUCUCAUAGACAACCACAAAGUCUUUCAAAAAGAGCUUGGCAAGAGGAGCAGCAGUAUUCAAGCACUAAAACGUUCUGCAAGAGAACUAGUAGAUGGAAGCCAUGAUGAUUGGUCUUGGGUGAAAGCCCAAAUGCAGGAGUUAGGCACUCGCUGGGAAACAGUUUGCAAUUUGUCUGUGUCUAAACAGACUCGACUUGAAGAAGCAUUGCAUCAGGCAGAAAGUUUUCACGCAGCAGUGCAUGCCCUGUUAGAGUGGCUUGCUAAUGCAGAGCAAGCACUUCGUUUCCAUGGGAUUCUCCUAGAUGAUGAAGACUCAUUGCGCUUACUUAUAGAACAACAUAAGGAGUUUAUGAGGAAAGUUGAAGAGAAAAGGUCUGAACUGAAUAAAGGAGCGAGUAUGGGAGAAGCAAUCCUGGCAAUUUGUCACCCAGACUCUAUUACAACUAUCAAGCACUGGAUAACUAUCAUCAGAGCCAGAUUUGAGGAGGUUCUAACCUGGACAAAGCAACAUCAGCAAAGGCUUACAGCUGCUUUGAAUGACCUAAUUGCUAAGAAAGAGCUGCUUGAAUCUUUGCUAGCUUGGUUACAAUGGUCAGAGAUGACACUCAAUGAAAAAGACAAAGAAGAUAUUCCACAGGAUUUAGAUGAGGUUAAAGCACUGAUUGAGGAGCAUCAGAUAUUUAUGGAAGAAAUGACACAAAAGCAGCCAGAUGUUGAUAAGGUCACUAAAACAUACAAAAGGAAAGCUGAAUCUGCUUCAGGACAGUCUCAGAUCCCUGUCUUUGGUAAAGGAAGAGGAGGUUGGAAAAGAUCACAGACGCCAAAUUUGUAUCCUUCUGGUUCACAGACAUCCCUUGAAACUAAAAACCCAAGGGUGAAUUUACUUGUAAGCAAAUGGCAACAAGUGUGGUUAUUGGCAUUAGAGAGAAGAAGAAAGCUUAAUGAUGCCUUGGAUAGGCUAGAAGAGUUAAGGGAAUUUGCCAACUUUGAUUUUGAUGUUUGGAGAAAGAAGUAUAUGCGAUGGAUGAACCAUAAAAAGUCUCGAGUAAUGGAUUUCUUCAGAAGGAUAGAUAAAGAUCAGGAUGGAAAAAUCACAAGACAAGAAUUCAUUGAAGGGAUCCUUUCCUCUAAGUUUCCAACCAGUCGCCUAGAGAUGAGUGCUGUGGCAGAUAUCUUUGAUCGUGAUGGUGAUGGAUACAUUGACUAUUAUGAGUUUGUGGCAGCCCUUCAUCCAAACAAAGAUGCUUACAAACCAAUAACUGAUGCUGAUAAAAUUGAAGAUGAGGUCACACGCCAAGUAGCAAAAUGUAAGUGUGCCAAGAGAUUCCAAGUUGAACAAAUAGGAGAAAACAAAUACAGAUUCUUCCUGGGAAAUCAGUUUGGUGACUCCCAACAACUUCGCCUUGUUCGUAUUUUGAGAAGCACUGUGAUGGUUCGAGUUGGUGGUGGGUGGAUGGCACUUGAUGAAUUUUUAGUGAAAAAUGAUCCUUGUAGAGUUCAUCAUCAUGGAUGUAAAAUGUUACGCUCGGAUUCAAACUCUUCAAUUACUACUCAGCCUCUUAUAGCUAAAGGAAGGACGAAUAUAGAGCUGCGUGAGAAGUUCAUGCUACCAGAAGGUGCUAGCCAGAGUAUGACUCCAUUCCGGCCAAAGGGUCGUAGAUCUAGACCAUCUUCAAGAGGUGCAUCUCCUAACAGAUCGAAUUCUAGUCCAAACAUACAAUGCAGCCCAUCAUUGGCUGCAAGUUCCUGUACACCCAAGACACCCCUUCAUUUAACACGCAAUUAUGGUAAGCCUUGGCUGGCAAACAGCAAAACCUCAACACCCUGUAAGAGUCAUGAGUCCCCAGAAUAUCAACUCACAUCUCUGGAGACAACACCUAUACAAGGAAGCAAGCUGAGGCUCCCGGGAUACAUCUCUGGCAAAGAAUUUCACUCGGCAGGAGACAGUAACAUCUUAACCACUGUGGCCACCAAAGUCAGGACACAGUUUGCAGACUACAGGAAAACUCCAAGUCGUGCCGGAAGCAAAGCUGGAAGCAGAUCAAGCAGUCGGCGUGGCAGCGAUGCCUCGGACUUUGAUAUUUCAGAAAUCCAAUCAGCAUGUUCUGAUAUGCCCGAAAAUGUUUUAAACAGCGGCAGGCCUUCUCCACGAGCAAGUCCACGAUCAGGAACAGGCAAACCUUGCAAAAUUCCAACGCCACAACGACGGUCGCCAAUGAACAAACCCAACAAACUGACAAAAAGAUAGGGCACCUUGCUCUGCACAGCUUUUUCUUUGUGCUUUGCCUAUUUAAGUUUCUAAGAUGUAAAAACUAUUGUGUAAAAUGCGAUGUUUGAUUUUAACCCUGCAGAUGGCCUUAAAUGUAUGUCUGUCCUGUUUUUUUACACAUAUUUGUAUCAACAUUUCAUUGUCUUAUCGUUUGGAAGAGUGGAAGGGAGAUUCAAUUAAACGAACCUGUCCCUCUCUGUGUGCCGGACAUCCACUAAAGCAGUUGUUGAAUGUAUUUAUAACUCUCUCUAUUCUGGACGACAGUACACUAUGCCCCUCACUGCUUCAUUAGUUACCAAUAUGAAUACCUCAGAUUGACAGCAUUUAUACUAGUGCAUUAAAGGAGAAACAAUUGGAGUUUCUGGAAUUACAAACACUAAAUCUUUAGUCACUUGAAUAUGUAUUUAUGCACACUGCGUUUAUUUUUACAGUUUUAAGUUGGGGGUCUCACCGAUCGGUAUUUAUUACAUUUUUUUUGAACAACGACCUGUGAGAUUCUGUUCAAUAGAACUUUAAAUGUGUCCAAAUAAUCGCAUUAUGUGCAUAAGUGAGGUUUUCUUUCGCUUGAGUGGAUGAAAGCUAUGUGUCAUCAGACUACUUUUGUAUGAAACACGUUUUGCUUGCGAGAUCUAAGUAAUAAAACAUGUCCAAAUCCGA